UUAAUCAAUAAUCUUUAAAAUUAGUCAUGAAAACUAGCAUUUGACCUUAUACCCAGAACUAGAAGUACACAGACCAGACAGGAAUACAACAAAACUGGCUUCAUCUGAUCUAUAAACUUAGAAAGAAUUAAUUUUUUCUUUCUUAUGGUAAACAUGCACGUUUACUGGAAAACAUUUAGAAAAUAUUCAUUAAUGCUCUUUUAGUACAUUCCAUCCUAAACCAACGUUUUCCCAUAACAUUUUCACUCUGUAACAUCUAAUAUAUUUAUAACACACUUUGAUGAAAUACAAUUUACAUGAAACAAAAGUAGAGAAACAGUAAAAUCUGUGGAGAGUAGCCAGCUAGGACAUUCAUGAGGAAAUACUAUGCCAAAUAAUAGUCAUGUUUCAUCUUGUUAACUUUGCUGUGAAAGUUUUUAAACCAAUGUAGAUAGAGAAUAUUUUGGUUCUGGAUGUGACUGGAAUUAUUAGCUUCAAUUAAGUAAGAAGAUUCGAUUCAGAAGAGAUCUCAUGGAUCUAAAUUUCAUGUUAAGCUACUGUAUUAUUGUUUAAGGAAACUGGAGUCUGCCAAGGUUAAGUGACUUACCCCAAAUUACUGCCAUCUGGCAGGAAUAAACUAAUUUAAAUAGAUUUCCCCCCAAAAAAAAGAAAAGAAGAAACUUUGCAGAUCCUCCAUUUUAACCAUAUUACCCAACUCUCAUCAGAUUUUUUUUUAAAGUUAGGACAGGCAGUAGCCUAGGUUUUAUUUCUAGUGGGAAAUAAAAACAAAGUAAGACAAAAAUAUCUUUAUUUGAUAUCAUAAUUUGGUGUUUGACAAUAAUUGCUUUGAAAUGGAAAAUUUUCCAUAAAACUUUGAGGAAACCAGAGUUUUGAGUUGUGCAAAUUAGUAAGAAAUAGUCCGGGGUGGACAUUUGGCACGGUGGUUAAAACACUACUUGAGAGGCCUAAAUCCCACAUUAGCGUGCCUGGGCUGGAAUCCCAGCUCCACUUCUGAUUCCAGAUUCCUGCUAAUGUGCACCUUGGAAUACUAUAGGUGAUGGGUCUAGUUGCUUGAGUCCUUGCCUCUGGGAGACCUGGGUUGAGUUCCUAGCUGCCAGCUUUGGCCUGGCCUCGCCUUGGCUGUUGAGAGCAUUCGGUGAGUGAACCCAUGAAAGAGAGUGAGCUUUUUCUGUGGCUCUCAUAGAUGGAUAAAUUUAAAAAUUAGUCCCCUGAGGCGAACACCACGGAAUGUGUACAGCCGCAUUGCUUGGCUCUGGCUGUACAUUCCGAGCUGAGAGACUGCAGACCGCGGAGCCGCGCUGUGGCACCGUGGUGUCCCAGCAGUUGCUUGGUGUGUUUUUGUGCUCCAGAAGCGCUAGUCGCCUCGAGGAUGAGGAUUGGUGGCCUUCAAAGGAGUCCUCCGUCAGGUGCGAGAAUGGGAUUGAGGCCCAAUUCGGCUACCGCAUCCGAGGCAAGGACCUCCGGAAGCUCCACAAGGCCGCCAGCAAGGGGGACGUAGCCAGGGUCCAGCACCUCCUCUUGCUGAAGAAAAGCAGCGUGAAUGACCGCGACAGGAAGAAUAGGACUGCCCUGCACUUGGCAUGCGCCGACGGUCAUUCAGAAGUGGUGACGCUGCUUCUUGAGAGAAAAUGCGUGAUCAAUGUCCCUGACGAUGACAACAUGACACCUCUGAUGAAGGCUGUUCAGAGUGCAAGAAUUCUACUCGAUCACGGGGCUGGUGCAAAUGUUAUAGAUGACAACGGCAACACAGCCCUCCACUAUGCAGCCUACUGUGAGAAUGCUGGAAUAGCAAAAUAAUUACUCUUACACAGUACCAAUGUUGAAGUGAGGAACAAGGAUGGCUUCACACCACUAUUACUUGCAAUAU
Messenger RNA from Oryctolagus cuniculus (rabbit), 1867 nucleotides. NCBI's taxonomy places the organism in Eukaryota, Metazoa, Chordata, Mammalia, Lagomorpha, Leporidae. The record is from RefSeq and is a predicted model, not a curated record.